AUGGUCACUACAAUACGAAUAACCAUAAUAUGGCUUUUGGUCAUUGGAUUAUGUCUGGUUGUAUUUGCGAGAUUAAGUAAGGGCAAUAAUGAUUUUGAGUUAGAAAAAAAUGAGCAGAGCUCGUUCUUGGUGCGCCGUCGUGGUGACUCACCAACUGAUAAUGUUGACAAUACUGUGGAGAGUCCUAUAGGUAAAUCCAGUAAUUUAGGUUCACCCGUAGUUGACAACUCUAAUUCUAGUCCCAAAGAUACACCUAUAGUUGAUAACCCUAAGCCCAAUCAUACGACAAAUCCUAUAGUUGACGACAGUUCCGUAGAUACAGUUAGCGAUAAACAUAACCCUAAGCCCAGUCCCGUAGAUACGGUAGAUACGAGUAUAGUUGACAAUCAACCUGACUCUAAACAUCCUAAGUCCAGUCCUGUAGAUACGAGUGUAGUUGACAAUCAACCUGACUCUAAACACCCUAAGUCCAGUCCUGUAGAUGAUACGAGUAUAGUUGACAAUCAACCUGACUCUAAACACCCUAAGUCCAGUCCUGUAGAAGAUACGAGUAUAGUUGACAAUCAACCUGACUCUAAACACCCUAAGUCCAGUCCUGUAGAUGAUACGAGUAUAGUUGACAAUCAACCUGACUCUAAACCCCCUAAAUCUAGUCCCACAGAUACAACUAAAAAUAAUUCUGACCCUAAGCCCGACCCUUCCGUAGACACAGUUACAGCCAAAGAUACACCUGACCCUGAACCCAGUUCCGUAGAUACGAAUACAGCUAACGAUAAGUCUGAUUCUAAGUCCAGUAAAUCUGACCCUGAACCCAGUCCCACAAGUUCUGAUAAAAAGAAUAAACAAAAUAAAGUCGAUGACCCUACGCCCACUCCUGUUGAUCCAGUUAAUGAUGCAUCUGUAGUUGACGAUCCUCAACCUUCCGUAGACUCCACAGAUUCGACUCAACCAAAUUCCGCAGUUUCACAAGAUUCAAGUCCUACGGAUGUAUCAAAUCCUCAACCUUCCGUAGACUCCACAGAUUCAAGUCCUACGAAUGUAUCAGAUCCUCAAGAUCCAAUACCUACGAAUCCUACAGAUUCUCAAGAUCCAAUUGCCACAGACCCUGUAGAUUCUUCAAAUAUCACGGAUUCUCCAGAUUCUUCAAGUCCCACAGAUUCUCCAGAUUCUUCAAGUCCCACAGGUUCUUCAGAUCCAAUUCCUACGGAUUCCUCAGAUCCAAGUCUCACGGAUUCUUCAGAUCCAAGUCCCACAGAUUCUCCCGAUCCAAAUCCAAGUCCUACGGAUUCUUUAGAUCCAAAUUCCACAGAUUCUCCUGAUACACCAAGUCCCACUGACCUUCCAUCAAGUCCCACAGAUUCUCCUGAUACACCAAGUCCCACUGACCUUCCACCAAGUCCCACUAACCUUCCACCAAGUCCUACGGAUUCUCCACCAAAUCUCACGGAUUCUCCAAAUCUCACGGAUUCUCCAAUUCUCACUGAUUCUCCAAUUCUCACGAAUCCUCCAUCAAGUCCCACAGAUUCUCCACAAAGUCACACGGAUUUACCACCAAACCCCGCGAAUCCUCUAUCAAGUCCUAUUGAUCCUUCAUCAAGUCCCACGGGUCUUCCACCAGGUCCCAUGCUCACAGGUUCGCCAAUAAGUCCUACUGAUCCUCCACAAAGUCUCGAUGGUUCAAAUCAUAACACAGUAUAUCAAGCAAGUCCCACAGGUUCUCCAGGAGAUAGUCAUCCAAGUUCCACUGAUGAUUUAAUAAAUAAUCAACCAAGUUCUACAGCAUAUCCAAACAAUCCAAACAUUGCUUCCUACCCAAGUUCUACAGCAUAUCCAAACAAUCCAAACAUUGCUUCCUACCCAAGUUCUACAGCUCCUCCAUCCGUUCAACCAAGUUCCACAUAUCCAUCUAAUGAUAAUGUGAAGAAUUAUCCUGCGGAUUCUACAAGUAGUGCAAGUAGUGGAGCACCUACCACAAGGGUUUCUUUUGAUCCGGUUGCAAGUAUUCCAUUGCCCUUGGUAACAGGCACUCAGACAGUUGAUCAUCCAAUGACCACUGAUUAUCCCUCUAAGAUUUUAACUCCAGAUUCAUCUCAAAACGUUCCACAAGAUUAUUCUAAACUAUCCAUGUCGUUGUCACCAGCUCUUCAGUGGGAUUCAGUGGUUCAAAAUACAGACAUUCCAGCUGUCAUAGCAGCUCAAAUAAAACAAUCUGUUGCAAAUUCACUUGGAAUCUCAUCUGAUAAUGUAAUAAUUCUGAGCAUAGAACGUAAUGAUGAUGGUAGUGUUAAGAUCAAUAUUGCAAUUCCCAAUAAUUCUGUUGAUGAUUUAAAAACCCUUGUAAGCGAUCCGAAUAGCAGUUUCUAUCAACAAUCACAAAUUUCUAGCCUAGUAACUUCUUUAAAUGAUAAUAAUGAUGGUAAUGAUAAUGGAGGAAAUGGAAAUAGUAGCCCGGAAGGAUCACAACAUUCAUCAUUGGUUUUGGCAGCAGUUUUUGGAUCUGCAUUUUUAUACACAGCAGCAACAAUACUAGCAGUUCGAGCUUAUAGGAAACGUAAAGCCCGUUCUGAAGCUGAUGUGAUGGAAGAACAUGAUUGGACAUAA
Messenger RNA from Cetraspora pellucida, 2601 nucleotides. The record is from the annotation of a GenBank genome assembly. Lineage: Eukaryota; Fungi; Glomeromycota; Glomeromycetes; Diversisporales; Gigasporaceae.